Sorghum bicolor (sorghum) is the source of this 2322-nucleotide messenger RNA. RefSeq lists its product as uncharacterized. The transcript is spliced from 5 exons. Lineage: Eukaryota; Viridiplantae; Streptophyta; Magnoliopsida; Poales; Poaceae. Bases 363 to 2033 code for a protein of 556 amino acids. The record is from RefSeq and is a predicted model, not a curated record. Gene Ontology annotation, biological process: cortical microtubule organization. Gene Ontology annotation, cellular component: cortical microtubule.
AGAGAGAGAGAGAGAGAGAGAGAGAGAGAGGGUUAAACCGCGGAACAAAGCACACGCAUCCAUCCCUGCCCCGUCCGUCUCCCGUCGCACUCGCAGGCAGUCGCCCUCGCCUCUGCGGUCUCAAACCCGCGCACACGCGCCGCGAGCGAGGGCCAGGACCAGGAGGGCACGGAAGUGGGAGCCCGCAGCUUCUUGUCGGCGCGGGGCGGGGGGUUGAGGCGAGCCACUCCCCUUCCGCCGAUUCGACUCCCUCGGGUCCCGGGCCGUCGUCUCCGGCGGCCGCACCGACGGAUCCUCUCUCGCCGAAUCGCCCGGUUGCGGGAGUGAUCUAGUGGUUUUUUUGGUCUGCGGCGGGGGUCGAGAUGGAGGACUUGCUGAACACGGAGAUCGGGAAGAACGACUAUGACUGGCUUCUGACGCCCCCUGGAACUCCCCGUGUUCCUGCAUUAGAUGCUGCUGAGAAAGCCCCACCCUCAACUGUGACUAAACGUACUGUUAACAGAUCAUCCUCGACAACUAGAGCAUCUAGGCUUUCCACUUCUGAGACAGAGAAUGGGCACUCGACAUUUCCCACUAGGCCAGCACGGAGUAUAUCUGUCUCCCGCCGGGCAGUUCAAUCUACACCAAUGUCUAGCAACAGCAGGUCAUCAGUCCUCAGUGCAAACAUUUCCUCUGUUAGUUCAAGACCUACAACCCCAAGCAAGCGGACUGCCACUCUUACUGCAUCAAAGGCAUCUGUUCUAUCGUCACGUCCAGUGCCAACACGGUCCUCUACACCUGUCAAAGCCCGUCUGUCUACACCAACUAAUACUCGUCCAUCCACUCCAGUGAAAAACCGUCCUUCUGUGUCCAACUCUAUGACCAACUCUGUUGUUCCCAAGAACAUGUCAGCACAAAGCUCAAGAUCAUCAACUCCAACCUCUCGGUCUCGAACCUUGUCCAGUUCAUCUUCAAGCAGUACAAGUGCAGUGAGUCGUCCCAGCUCAUCCUCUGGUAAAGUUCCUGCAAUAAGUCGUACCAGUUCUUCAUCAAGUACAGUUCCGUCAGUGAGCCGUUCUAGCUCUCGGUCAUCCACACCCACUCGUCAGCCUGUCAUGCGUUCAUCAACACCAUCUGCUGGGCGGAUUUCUGGCAGCAAUAACAUGAUAUCUAAUGGCAGACCCUUAGCAAGCAGUGGUCGGAGUUCAGCACCUUCAUCAGCACCAUCAUCUCGUCCAAGUUCCCCAAAUACACGGACACGAGCUCCAGUUCGCCCACUAGAUAUUCCAGAUUUUCCAAGUGACACUCCACCGAACUUAAGGACUAAACUGCCAGAACGACCACUCUCUACUGGUAGAGUACGGCCAGGUAUUACUUCAGGUGUCCGGUCAACCCCAAAUGCUGAACCAGUCCUCUCAGCUCCUGUAAAAAAGAUGUCUGUGCCUGCUAUCACUCGAAGUAAGUUCUCAGAUAUACAAUCAAAGACAUCUCUUACCAAUGGUCACCAAAGUAGGCCGAGUGAAAGAUCUCUUUUGGAUGGUCAAACAACUAGAACCUCGCGGUCUGUCACAGCUGCAGACAAUGGAUUCGGCAGGACAAUAUCGAGGAAGUCACUUGACAUGGCUAUCAGGCACAUGGACAUUCGACAAAAUUUGGGUGGCAUCCGUGGUACAUCUCUAUUUCCUCAUAGCAUUCGUUCUACUACUACCAAGGGCCGACCAGCUCGAACCUCAGAUCCAGGCCAUUCCGUCUCAAAUGGUGACCGAUACUUCACAGAUAAUGGCAGCAGCAAUGGACACUUCUCUGGAGAUUCUAGUGGUGCUCUUUCACAUAAUGGUGGGAGCUCAAUUGGUUCCCCUGAUAGGGAAACCUUUGGAACAAAAGAGGUUCUGAGUGAACUGGAUAUAUAUGCCAAUUCACGAUAUGAGGCGAUGUUACUGAAGGAGGACACCAAUAACAUGAGUUGGUUGCACAAUGUGGACGACAAGUCUGACCAGAGCCCAGUGUUUGAUCAUAGGUUCGAGCCGCUCCCUGAGCCAUUCGGUCCGCUAUGAACUCUUUAUACUAUGCAUAAAGAUUCCACUCAUUGUGUUGUUCAUCACUUGUUAUUGAGUUGAAGGUUUUAUGCCGUCUCUCUUUCUGUUUGAUCGCCCACCUCCCCCAUCUUUUUAUAGAUAUAUGCUAGAACAGAUAAAGAUCGUGGGGUUUGCACUUUCUCUUUAAUAGCUGAAGUCUUGAUUCCGAGUGACUUGUGCUGGAAAUCCAAUGUGCGGGAAUAAUAUAUAUACUCAAUUCCCAUCCUUGUCUAUCAUUUUGAUAAAUGUUUAAAGUUUCAACUGUUUA